CCUCACAAUUACCUUACUUUUGGUUUCUAUUGAGUUCAAAACAAUGGCUUCCAAAGCUACUGCCUCCCUCGCCUUCCUCCUCGCUCUCAAUCUCCUCUCCUUCUCCCUCGUCUCCGCCUGCGGUGACUGCUACCCUAACCCCACACCUUCCCCUGAGAAUGGAAAAUGCCCUAAAUACACUCUUAAGCUAGGAGUUUGUGCCAAAUUGCUCGGAGGUCUGGUCGAUGCAACCAUCGGCAAGCCACCGGUGACUCCCUGCUGCAGUCUGAUCAAUGGCCUAGUUGAUCUUGAAGCUGCCGUGUGUCUUUGCACUGCCCUUAAAGCCAAUGUGUUAGGAAAGGAACUCAACAUCCCCAUCUCCCUCAGCUUGCUUCUCAAUGCCUGCGGCAAGAAAGUUCCCAAUGGAUUCCAGUGCUAAUUUAGCAUCUUUGUUGACUUCAAUAAUUAUUCAAUAUUGGUUAAUGUCUUAAAAUAAUUACAAUUGUAGCUCGCUUCUUUGUUUUGCUUCAUGU
Messenger RNA from Cucurbita maxima (winter squash), 512 nucleotides. Its product is annotated as 14 kDa proline-rich protein DC2.15-like. The transcript has a single exon. The record is from RefSeq and is a predicted model, not a curated record. Bases 44 to 418 code for a protein of 124 amino acids. NCBI's taxonomy places the organism in Eukaryota, Viridiplantae, Streptophyta, Magnoliopsida, Cucurbitales, Cucurbitaceae.